Molecule: messenger RNA, 2277 nt
Organism: Chanos chanos (milkfish)
Lineage: Eukaryota; Metazoa; Chordata; Actinopteri; Gonorynchiformes; Chanidae
Gene: fbxl13
Product: F-box and leucine-rich repeat protein 13
Exons: 19
Coding region: 1-2277 (758 amino acids)
Biological process (GO): SCF-dependent proteasomal ubiquitin-dependent protein catabolic process
Cellular component (GO): SCF ubiquitin ligase complex
Molecular function (GO): protein binding
Source: RefSeq, a predicted model, not a curated record
AUGAGCUCUUCACGCUAUACUGACUCAGCUCUGCGAGAAUACCUUCUGAGGCAUUCACUUCCUCAGAUUUUCAAGGCACUGCUGACUGGUUUAUGUGUCUCCUGUCCUGAAAGUCCCUUACACUUUCUUGAGGAAAAAAUAUUGGCUAUUCAAGAGAAUCGGGACACUGAGAUUGAGUGGUAUGCAUGUAUUGAUGACUUUGACAAGGGUUGGAAAAGUUACCUUUGGAACAUACGGGCAGAGGAAGCCAGGAUGUUACGCAGAAUGGAAGCAGCUUGGAACCAUCAUGUACAAAGGGAGAGGAGCAUUGCCCUGAGGAAGUGGAGAAAGUGGCUGAAGAUUCGUAAGCAGAGGAAGAAUGAUGCUGUGAAGAAGAUUCAGAAAGUCUGGAAUGCUGUCCUUUGUAAAACCAUCAUUGGUGCAUGGCGCUAUGUUGUCCAGGAUGCUAAACGAAUAAGAGAAUAUUUUGAGAUCUUUCAUUGUUUGGGCAUCAGAGACCUGUUCAGGUGUGCUCAGGUGUGUCGAACGUGGAAGGCCAUUGCCCGCACCAGCUCUCUCUGGGCCCAGAUCAACUUCUGUGCCGAGAGGCACUGGAUUGCAGACCAGACAGUAGAGAGGAUACUGGGAGCAUACAGUGUGUUUGUGACUCACCUUAACAUGCGUGGCUGUGUCUCUCUGCGUUCGUCCAGUUUUAGAUGCAUCAGUAAGCUCCUCUUCCAUUGGCAGGUGUGUUUUAGGCAACUAACAACAAUUUUGUUUUCCAAAGAUUAUUGCAGUAAUCUACAGGAUCUCAAUGUUAGUGAAUGCAUCAGUAUCAAUGACCAAACCAUGCAUGUUAUUUUAGAGGCCUGCCGAUCUCUUCUUCAUCUUGACUUGUCAUACACCUCUAUCACCAAUGCCACACUAAUGACUCUGUCAAGGUGCUGUGAAGUUCUCCAGUCUCUCAGUCUGGCAUACUGUAGGAGCUUCACUGAUAAAGGAUUAAUGUUUCUAGCCACGGGAAAGCACUGCCACAAACUCAACCAUCUGGACCUCUCUGGCUGCCUUCAGAUAACGGUGGAUGGGUUCAGAUACGUGGCUGAGGGGUGUAGCCUGCUGCGGCAGAUUGUGUUUGAUGACAUGCCUACACUGUCUGACGGCUGUAUAAAGCAACUGAUAUCUAAAUGUCACUCGCUGGAGAUGAUCUCAUUCGUGGACUCCAACCACCUCUCAGACACUGCCUUCCUGGCCAUUACCAAGGUUUCCCGUCUCAGAACACUCAAAACAGAAGGUAAUCGGCGUAUGACAGAUGUCAGCUGGAGGGCUUUGUGUAAAAGCUCACCUAAACUCCAACUGAUUCAUGCCGUUGACUGCCCGGGCUUGACCGACACGGCCAUGAAGUUUAUAGGUGCCCUUAAACACUUGACAUACUUCGACAUCUCUGACUGCAUCAGAGUCAGUGAUCACGGCCUGCGCAACUUGGCUAAGGGACCGUCUGCAUCUAAACUGUGUUACCUCAAUCUGACUAACUGCUGUAACAUUAAUGACCUAUCCAUCCUAUGGCUGGCUCAGAGAUGUGUGAAGCUGAGGCACCUAAGCCUUUGUUACUGUGAGAGCCUCACUGACAACGGCAUGGAGUGGCUAGGCGGGUGCCCCUCCCUCGUCUCACUGGACGUCACCGGCUGCUGCGUUCAGGACCGAGGUCUGUCAGCCCUAGGAGCUAUUGACACACUGAGGAAACUGACUGUAUCUGAGUGUGUCUGGAUUACAGACAUAGGAAUUGAGAAGUUUUGCAAGCAGGCGAGGUGUCUGGAGCACCUGGACGUGUGUCACUGUGUGAAACUGUCUGAUCAGUCCAUCAAAACCUUGUCCUUCUACUGCAGGACCAUCUUCACACUGAAAAUAGCCGGCUGUCCUAGAAUGACCAAUAAGGCAGUGAAGUACCUGUCAGGGGUGGGGCACUACCUGAAAGAGCUGGACGUGAGCGGUUGCGUUCACCUGACCAACCGCACGGUCAGCUUCCUGCUCCGUGGCUGCCCCCAGCUCAGAUCCAUCAGCAUGCUUUACUGCUCAAACAUCUCCAGAGAGGCUGCUCUUCAGCUCCGGCCCUGCGUUCAGGACUGGGAACACAGCACAGACGACGUGCCGGACUGGUACGGCUACGACUGCAAUGGAAAACUGUUUCGCCCCGUCCCCAGCCCAGAUCGACUGACGGAGCGACGGGAAGAGGAGAAAGCACUUGCGAAUAGUGGUAAACCUCCAGAUGGCGUCCCACAUGAAAUGCCAAACAAAGACUAA